This is a messenger RNA of Dermacentor albipictus, 2071 nucleotides long. The record is from RefSeq and is a predicted model, not a curated record. NCBI's taxonomy places the organism in Eukaryota, Metazoa, Arthropoda, Arachnida, Ixodida, Ixodidae.
GAAGAGGAUGAAGUGAAAUGCACGUUAUGUGCUAGCAGUUAAGGAGCAAGCGAGCUGGCAUUUGAUGAUAUAGGACAUUUUAAUGUCUUGUUCUCGCCACGGCUAAGCUUAGCGCCAUGCCGGCCUAGGAUGCGGCACGGUCGGCAAAGGAUGACCCAGAAUCUCCGGAAACGCGCGCAGCGACGCACCCGGUGAGCUCUGCCCCAGCAUUCGUCCUUUUCAACGAAGCCCGCACGGCCAUCCAAGAAAGCAUCUACCCCAUCCUUGGACACGGCAACUUCCAGCGGCGCCUGCUCUUCACCGGCAUGUUGUCCGUGGUGGUGCUGCUGCUACACGCGUUUGCCCACUUCUGGAUCGGCCGCGACUUGGACCACUGGUGCCGGCCGCCGAACGAACUCAGCGGGAUGUCCAGACAGGCGUGGAGGAACGUGGCCAUACCCCUCGAGGCUGACGGCAGCUUCAGCCAGUGCACCGUUUACCACCCACCAUUGCCGACGACGCAAAAUUCCGAAGAGGUACGCCGCGUGUUGCCGUGCCGCAAGUGGGAUUACGACACCAGUGACGCCAGCGACAGCAUCGUGAGCCGGUGGGACCUCGUCUGCGAUAAGCGCUGGCUCCACAAGUUCACAACCAUUGCCAACAUGCUGGGAGCUCCAUUGCUCGUGCCGGCCACCGGGUUCAUAUCCGACAGGAUCGGCCGCCGGCUGGUCAUCAUGGGCAGCGUGCUGUGCCUCCUGGCAUUUAGCGUAGCCUGCAGCUUGGCGCAGACAUUCGUCAUGUUCCUGGUGACCCGUUUCUGCAUCUCCGCGUCCAGCUGCUCGGUUCAGGUGCUGAUGUUUAUUCUCAUCUACGAAGUGACCAGCAACCAGAACCGGGCCACGUACGGCGUCCUGGACACAGCGUUGGGCACGACGCUGGUUCCACUGGCUUUACGCGUGCUGUCUUUGCUGGAGCCACAUUGGCUCACGGCACACUUGCUCGUGCUGUUGCCUACGUUGAUGCUGGUCCUCUGGUGCUGCGUCCUCGACGAGUUGCCCAUCUGGCUUCUCUGCACAGGGCAGCCUCGCGCCGCGGAGAUGGCUGUCGUGGCAGCGGCGACUAGCAACGGCUUGAGCGCGGACAAGGCGCGAAAUUCCUUCAGAGCGCUCACAUCUCAGAUCCAAAAGCAUGAGACCGCUAAGUUAUACAGCACGACCAUCGUGAGCACCGAGACGUUCCUGCAAGAGGCGGUUUUUCGCUGGGGCGUCCUGUCGGGGCUGCUGUCGUGCUUCAGCGUGAAUCUCGCAUACUACGGUCUGGUCCUUCUGAACGCCACGACCGGCCACUUCUGGCGCACAGUGCACAUGGUCGUCCAGGCGUCGCUCUACGCGAGUGUCUGCUGCUACAUCAGCAACCACGGACAGCAACGUGGCAUUCGGGUCUUUCCUGUGGAGCGAUGCGAAGGCACGUAUGCUCGGACAGGAGCGACGCUCGCGUCUCCCGGACAGCGCGAGACGCUCUCCAUACUGCUCGCGUUUCUGUGCGUCUCCGCCGUCGCGCUUGCCGCCGCCUCUGUGGCGAUGGCGUCACCACUUUCAUCCGCAGUCGGCGUCGUCGUCGAGAGCCUGGCGUCCGCUGCACUUAGCGUCAACUACGGCUACACGGCGGAGGUUUCCCCCACAACUAUACGGAGUUUGGGGCUCACCACCUCGUAUGCGUUCGGCCGCAUGGGGGUCAUCACGGCCUCGGUCAUCGUGGUGCUAUGGGGCGGCCCCAGUGAAGCCGGCAUGCCGCUCGACGUGGCGGUGGCUUUCUUGGCUUUGUUGAGUGGCGUCUUCAUCCAGUGGCCGCCAGAGAUUUUUGCCGAAAAAAGGGAGCAUCAUCAUCAUCGGAGUGAAAGAGAACGCAAGGAAGCUAUACUGACUUCACUGUCGUCCACCAUCAAGUCAGCUAAGCGGUCCAAGCAAACUCGCCAAAAGUCUUCAGUAUCGCCCGGUUCGGCAACGUCGAAGGUCUAUACUUCAGUGAAUAGUCAGGCCAGUGGCCUGUAGGGUUGGCAAGCCUGCAUUAAAAGAACAGAUUUUUAUAUUUC